Molecule: messenger RNA, 693 nt
Organism: Penicillium longicatenatum
Lineage: Eukaryota; Fungi; Ascomycota; Eurotiomycetes; Eurotiales; Aspergillaceae
Product: putative transcription initiation factor subunit (TAF30)
Exons: 7
Coding region: 1-693 (230 amino acids)
Biological process (GO): regulation of transcription by RNA polymerase II; chromatin remodeling
Cellular component (GO): Swr1 complex; NuA4 histone acetyltransferase complex
Molecular function (GO): histone binding
Source: RefSeq, a predicted model, not a curated record
AUGCCUGAGGUUAAGCGCACUGUCCGUCUUGUCACGGAGCAGCAUAUCAUUGACAAGCCUUCCGAGGUUGAGGGUUUCCCUCAGCGUUCAUGGUCGAUCGAGGUGUACGUUGUCAACGACAAGGGAGAGCAAAUUCCCGCCAGCCUCUUCGACAAGGUCACAUACCACCUCCACCCAAGUUUCGGCUCCCGCGCUGUACAAACUUUCAAGAACCCACCUUUCCGUAUUCAGGAAGAGGGAUGGGGUGAGUUUGACAUGCAGAUUGAGCUCACCGCCGAUAAAUCCCACUUCGUCAACCAUGACCUCAACUUCCUGCAAGAGCGAUACGAGUCCAAGCACGUCAUCACUUUCAAGAACCCCAAGCCUGCUUUCUUAGCCACUCUGCGUGAAUCGGGCUCUGUCCCGGGUGAUGAGAAUGGAUUGAAAAAGCGUAGCGCAGCUGGUGAGGAGAGUGCUAAGAAGAAGAAGCGCACUGAUAAGAACGUGGACAUGGAUAAGCUUGCAGAGGGACUCCAGAAACUCGGCGAGGAUGACCUGUUGCAGGUCGUGCAGAUGGUGCACGACAACAAGUCAGCAGAUUCGUACACAAAGAAUGACGUCGACAUGGGCGAGUUCCACGUGGACCUGUACACGCUCCCGGAUACUUUGAUCAAGAUGCUCUGGGAUUUCACGUCGGAGCGUGGGGCUAUGUAA